Messenger RNA from Baudoinia panamericana UAMH 10762, 843 nucleotides. RefSeq lists its product as uncharacterized. Gene Ontology annotation, cellular component: nucleolus. The annotation marks the transcript as partial. Gene Ontology annotation, molecular function: RNA binding. Lineage: Eukaryota; Fungi; Ascomycota; Dothideomycetes; Mycosphaerellales; Teratosphaeriaceae. The transcript has a single exon. Gene Ontology annotation, biological process: endonucleolytic cleavage in 5'-ETS of tricistronic rRNA transcript (SSU-rRNA, 5.8S rRNA, LSU-rRNA); endonucleolytic cleavage to generate mature 5'-end of SSU-rRNA from (SSU-rRNA, 5.8S rRNA, LSU-rRNA); endonucleolytic cleavage in ITS1 to separate SSU-rRNA from 5.8S rRNA and LSU-rRNA from tricistronic rRNA transcript (SSU-rRNA, 5.8S rRNA, LSU-rRNA). The record is from RefSeq and is a predicted model, not a curated record.
AUGGCUGUCCGGAAGCGCAAUGAAUAUCUGGAAGGCGAUGAGAGCGACGAUGAUACCGCCCUAGAUUAUGACUCUACUAGUGCAGAAGAAACCAAAGGAAGAUUGACUGGAAGAAACCCCAAGCGGCGUCGGACAGACGAUGCAUCUGAUGAAGACUCAUUGCAAAGCUUUGGCCCACAAAAGUACAACCGCAGCGUAGAAGAAAGACAGGGUACUCCAGAUGCGGGUGGCGUACGAGGCGACUCCGACGAAGGUGCCGAGAGACUUAAUGGGUUGGAUCUACCAGCAACAGCACUGCCUUCUACGGAUGCCAAAGCGAAAGCACGCCUAGUGAAGUCUGCUGCUGCUGCAGAAAAGGCCGCACGGCAAUCUGGCGUAGUCUACAUCUCACGUGUGCCUCCCUUUAUGAAACCGCAAACACUUCGACACUACCUAGCCCCGCACGCAACAAAAGGGCUAGGCCGCAUCUUUCUCACGCCGGAAGACCACGUCGCGCACACCCAACGUGUCAAGCGUGGCGGCAACAAGAAAAAGUCCUUCACCGACGGCUGGGUCGAGUUCGUUUCGAAGCGUGAAGCGAAGGUAGCCGCCGAGACUUUGAACGGCAACAUUAUUGGAGGCAAGAAAGGCAACUUUUACCAUGACGAUCUUUGGAACAUUAAAUAUCUAAAGGGAUAUAAAUGGAGCCAUCUUACCGAGCAGAUUGCGAAUGAGAAUGCAGAACGUGCGGCACGGUUAAGGGAGGAAAUCAGAAAGACGAGGAAGGAGAACAAGGCGUUCUUAGAAGAUGUGGAGCGAGGCAAGACGAUUGCGGGCAUUGAGAACAAGCGCAAGGCGAAACAG